Molecule: messenger RNA, 1044 nt
Organism: Zingiber officinale
Lineage: Eukaryota; Viridiplantae; Streptophyta; Magnoliopsida; Zingiberales; Zingiberaceae
Exons: 2
Coding region: 1-1044 (347 amino acids)
Source: RefSeq, a predicted model, not a curated record
AUGAUCAAACAAAUUCCUAAAUAUGCCAAAUUCCUCAAGGAUCUUUGUGUGUACAAGAAGAAAUUGAAGGGAAAUGAAUUGAUAAGUAUGGGGAAAUAUGUCUCAGCAUUAUUUCAGCCAGUUCCUCAGAAAUGUGAAGAUCCUGGAGUUUUCACAGUGCCUUGUGUUAUAGGAGAUUGUAUUUUUGAGGAUGCGAUGUUAGAUCUUGGAGCUUCUAUAAAUGUGAUGCCUAAAUCAGUUUUUCAAUCUUUAAAAAUUGGACCUUUGCAACCUACAGGUGUAGUAAUUCAAUUAGCUAACCGAAGUCAAGCACACCCAGCUGGAGUGAUAGAAGAUGUUUUGGUAAAAGUGAGGGAGUUAAUUUUUCCUGUAGAUUUUUACAUCUUAGACAUGGAGGGUGAUGCGCUUGCAAACAUGUCUCCACUUAUUCUUGAACGUCCAUUCUUGAAAACAGCUAGAACAAGGAUUGAUGUACAUGUAGGAACUCUUUCCAUGGAGAUAGGAGACAUAAGAGGAUCAUUCUAUCUUAGCUUGGAUAUUUCAGAGGAGCUGGACAACAUGGAUUUCUCUUCGGAAGUUGAUUCAGAUUCAGAUUUUUUUGAUGUUGGUCAAGGGAAUGAAUUGGUUUCAUUGUUGGAGAGUAUCUUAGAAGUGGGAGUAGAUGUGAGUUCAAAAGAAUUAUGCGUAGGGGAUUACUUAGGAGAAGCAUUACUCCUAGAAUCUCCCAGAGAAGAAGAAUUAUGCGUAGAGGAUUGCUUAGGAGAAGCUCUACCCCUAGGAUCGCCUUCGGUUGACCAGAUACAGGAGGAGUUGAAGUCAUUACCUCAGCAUUUGAAGUAUGCCUAUUUAGGAGAGAAUCAGCAGCUACCUGUCAUUAUAGCUCAGAAUUUGGAACCAGAUCAGGAGGAAAGAUUGUUAGAGAUUCUGAGACAGCAUAGAAAGGCCAUUGGAUGGACUCUGGGAGAUAUUCCUGGGAUCAGUCCUUCUAUUUGCAUGCAUAGGAUCUAUUUGGAGGAGGAUGUGAAGCUAGUGAGACAACCAUAG